This is a messenger RNA of Paramuricea clavata, 27491 nucleotides long. The record is from the annotation of a GenBank genome assembly. NCBI's taxonomy places the organism in Eukaryota, Metazoa, Cnidaria, Anthozoa, Malacalcyonacea, Plexauridae.
AUGACAUUGGACGUGGAGAAUUGCCAUUCAACCGUUCACAUUAAACAGGCUAACAUGUCCAUGAUGGAGUACAGCCGCUCGUUUGGACUAACUAUGAAAGAAUCUAUCAAGAGAGUAACGCAGUGGGCAGCAUACUAUCAUACUAGCAGGAAGUCGUGGUAUCCUAAACCAGAAGAGACCAUUCCCUUUUCAAAAGUGCCCACUAUGCAGCCCUUGCCUAUCGUUAAAAUGUCCCAAGCCAACUGCGAUGUUUUACGAAAUUGGGCUUCCUCCUAUGGAGCAGCUGUUAGACAACGCACAGUACGUCAAGAGACAACAAUGGCGAAGCAUGGCACUCUACCCGAAUUCAUGUAUCAAAGGAAAUGUGUCACAUUAGACACACCGGUUACGAUAGAAUCAGGAGAAUGUAGGGUAGAAGUCGCAGAACAAGACGCGGAAGACGAUUUGGCUGAACCAGUGGAGUCAGCGGAUCAAGAAUCACAAGACGAAUUUAUGGAUGAAUUUGACACCAGCAGUGAUGAGGAAGAAUCUACAGGUGAAACUGAGCCAGUGUCACAAGGGCAAGGAGAAAUUGGGAAUUCUCUAACUUUCCUAAUUGGUGCACGAUCUCGUUUUGGAAGGGCUACGCGUUUUAACAAUCGGUUGUUAAACUGAAGAAAUAAAAAGGUAAUUCGUUUCAUUUAUAAUUAAGUGUGUAUGCCGUGAAUACAUUUCUCUUUAUAUAUUGCAUGUAAACAUGUACGAGUCAUUAUAUUAAAUUUGAGAUAUGCUGUCAAGCCAGUGUUCCAGCGGUAGUUGAACCAGCUGAACACAAUAAAUUGUACUUUAUUCCGAUGGAAGUAUUGACCAAUAUUGUCAGAGGGUUAAAUCGUAGUUGGCCUCUUUAAAUUACUACUUCAAUCUAUAUUUAGCUACAGUUAAAUUAUCACGAGCUAACUUUUCGAGAUGCGGUUUCGGACGUUUCGGUAUUCUGUUGAUUUACAACACGGUAUUUUGGUUUUUGAUGAUUUUUUGUGCGGUAUUGCGGUUCGAUGCACCCCCCAAUGCCCCCCUCCAUUUAUAUUAAAGGCAGCUUUACCAGUUGUUGCUGUGACUGCACAUUUGGUACUUAGUAGUGUAUGGAUAGCAUUUAUAAGCUAGCUCUUACCACUACCUGCUACUCCAUUAAUAAUGAGUACAAGCAGGGGUUCUAUUUGAAGAUAUGUCAUUAAGGUGAGACCUGACAAUGUUGUAUGUGAGUUCUUGCAUUUCACUGAAUGUAUCAACGUCUAUGUUUUCAUGUAAGACUUGAUCACUCUACCUGCUCAUAUUUUUUAUCCACACUGGCAUUUCACCAAUUUGUUGCUCGGAAUAAUUAGCUCUAUCACUGUUCCAUUCAUAACCAAUUUCUACAUUUGUUUGCCACAAAUCAGGGAAGGUGCAUGUAAAUCAGAUAUAUGAUCAUCCACUCUUCAUGAAUAUAUUCAGGCUGUUCAUCAGCAUUCAGAUUUUCUGAUUCUUGUUGGUUUUGAACAACUGAUUGAAGUUUGUCAAACCAGUCUGGGACGUUUCCUUUGGAUAUGCUGUCUGAAGAAAUUCUUGCCAUUUAUUUAUCAUUAGGGACUCCGGAGCGAGGGUAGGACACAGGGGGGGGGGGCAAUAUUGACGUUUUCCAGAACCUUAAUUCACCAAAACAAGGGCAAAAUAUUCUCAUAUUUUUCUACUAAACUGUUUUAAGGAAACUAUGAAAUUCCUGUGAAGGCGACCGCAAAUUAGCUUGUAUUUCUGGGUCAAACAGCACCGCACCCAGUUGUUCGAAUGCAACUCGCUCGUUUAACAGCGAUAUUUGUGGUGAGGAAUUCUCUAUCAGCUUAGUAGGCAUAUUUGGUGUCUUAAUAGCCAGAUUAAAGGAUUGUGUUUACCCGUUUAUAUCAUCCGGAGAACAAAGAUUGUUUCUCACCACAACUGACAGUUGGUCGUCAAUACCGUUUUCCUUGUGAUCGGUAAACUGGUUUAGGGGACUAAAGGCAGCUUCAUAAAGUGCAAUUUUGGCUUCCAUGUCUGAGAUUCUCGAGUUAUAAGCUGUAAUAUCCGACUUUAAUUCAGUUAGGGAUGCAAGAAUGGCAUCUAACUUAUCUUGAUUUUCCACAGAUUUUUUCUUCUUGCGAGGUGAACGCUUCCCGAUGAGAAUCUCUUGACUGGGACCAUUUAUGACGGUGUCAAGAAGACAUUUUUUAUCUGCAGAGAGGUUAGGUAGGUAGUAAGACAAGGUAGGGUGGCAACUUUCAGCAAAACUUAAGAAUCUCGCACAAAUAGGCAAUGUUUUUAUGAUUUAGGAUUUUAUUAGGAUUCGCACAUUUAUACAUAAAUACACAAAAUACAUAAAAUAUUACAGAAAACUAAAUACCAUAGAUUACAUUAUUAACGGUUAUUAUGAAAGUAACAUUUGUGCACAGUGAUCAAAGUAGCCUAGGCUUUCGAGUUGACCACUGCAGUAAGUUAGUUAAAUUAGUUCACUAGGAGCGAGAUAGAUAAUUUGAGGUAUCUAUAAUUUUGUGAAAAAAGUAAAAAGUUCACUAAUUUUUUCCGAAAACUUGUAACUGAGCUUGCAAGUUUAAUUUCAGUAUCAAUACUUUGCCAUAUUUGCAAAGAGACAAAAUUGAAUGUAUGAACACCAUAAUUAGGUCGAGCUCUUGGUCUACUAAAAUUUUGAUUACCAGCAAAUCUAGUGUUGUACGAAUGACAUGCGGAAGCAAGUUGGAUAGUUUGACUAAAAACAACAGGAAUAUUAGAUUGAUCAUUAACUCAUUAACUGGCAAUGCGCCCGGAUGCGCCCUGAGAUUGGCAAGUGGGUAACUGGCAAUGCGCCCGCAUACGCCCUCAAAUGACACCUCAACUUGCGGGCAUGAUAUUUGAGCACGUGUUUACCGGGUUGCCUAGCAACGGAUACGAAAAUAGAACGCGAAAUUCGAGCUUUUCAACGGUGUAUCAUGCAAGAAAAUCGGCCAAAAACUCGAAAAGUUUUUCAAGUUUAAAACCUUAGUUUUUCAAAAAUAAUGAAUAAUGGAGAUAUUGUUGCAAAGAAGGAUUUUAAAGCAAGUUUUAAAAGCGAAAAAAGAAGAGGUUUUCGGAUGAUAUACAACGAAAAUUUGGCAUGAAAGGAAAGCGAAUGUAUUGACGUUUUGGGCCAAAUUUUUCUGUGAACCUUGCGCGAGAUUUUCAGCCAAAAAGAUGAGGAUUUCUCCAAACUUUAUUAAAAAUAGAAGUCGGAAAUCACAAGAAAGAUGAACACGGAACACAAGUGAGCAGAAACGAUUUUUUAAAGGGUAUUUUUGAGUAGAAAUAUGCGAUCAAACACUCACAAAAUUCGACCGCAUUAAUGUUGGUUGAAUCUAGUUUAAAGUUAUCUUUUUAGACAAACUGUGUGUGCAAAUUUGGGCACAAUAUCGACUGUUUUCGUGACCCCAUUGUUGGUCUUCUUGUUCAAGUUGUUAUUUUAGCUAAAGUAUGUUUCAAACGACACCAGAUUGUGCGUAUGUGACCUUUUUUGACCUUUUUGGCAAGAAUACUUCGAGUAUUAAAUUACACUAAAUAAGUAGGAUAUUCCAAAGUCACUGUUAUAUCUAUUUUCAUCAAUUUAGUCUUAAAAUGACAACUCGUUUCAGACAUAUUGUGGUUUAAAAUAAGUGUAUUGAAUAAACGCGCUUGCUUGCCGUGUGCGAAUUCUCAAAAAGUCCGCACUUGAGUUGUAAAGCUUUCAAAAUGCUUUUUUACUGUUUUUUAUAUCCCCUAUAAAACUUUAAAUCGAUAAAGUAGAUAAUGUUGAUGAAACAUCAUUUUCUAGUAACUACACAUUGAAUCAGAAGAAAAAGUUAUCAAAAUAGGUCGCGACGGUUGUUUGGUAAAAUGUCGCUUCUCUCUGAAAUGGCUUCCUUUGCGGGAAGCCAUGAAAUUGAAGUCCUAACAAAAACUAACCUUAGCAGUUCUUUUGGGCCCAUGGCUCACUUAUUUAUCAUGAAAUCGCUUCACUAGAAUAUUUUUAAUACUGUCUAUGGAAAACUUUGUAAUUGUCUGAACUAAAAGUUUAUGGUAUCGAGGUGUUUAUUUUAUAAAAUAGCACGCGCGACAAAAUGGCACUUUUGUGGUUUCUCACGUCUGACAAACAACCAAAGAUGAAAGUCCUUAUUUCACCUUUUUAUAGCUAUGUGGAAUACCUGAAUAUUAGGUUAUCUUUUUCAUGUGAGUAUAUAGAUAACAUUUCUACACAAUAGUCCUUAUGAAGGCUUAUUUCAAACUAAAAAAAAAACGAGUGUUUUUCAGAGCCAGACUUCAAAAGAGAACGCGUGGCUGACAUUUUAUAGCAGCCUACAUUGGCGCACAAAAUAAUUUCGGCUAAAAACCGUUGCUUUUCCAACAAAUACAUGAGAAAAUUGAGCUAAAAGUCUUACCUGAUGUAUGUUUAAAAUGUUUUUCUUUUUAUGGUGUUUUCAGUGCUUUGAGUAGAGAGGUUAAUAGCUUUUGGUUUUGUCACCACAAUUUGCCUUUGGAAAUGUCGGCUGUCAUUGUCUGUGUAAAUAACACCUCGGAAAAUUCCUAUUUUCUCACCUUCCCAUCCUUGGUUUAUAUUGAAAAUAAAUAGAUUCUAGUACCAUAUGUCCUUAUAAAUAUAUUUGAAGUAAUUAAAAACUUGAAAGAUGUACAAGCACUGUGUUUUGGCUUGCACACUUUGUUGAAUUUGAACACUUAGUUACUGUUCUAAAUUUCAUGUUGUAAACAUCUUGCCCAAAAAAGCAAAGGAGUAUAUUUCAUAAUUUUUUAUCAUUUUCUAAUUCAUAUCCCAAUAGAUGAAAAUUGGUUAUAAAAUAGAUAUGUAUUAAUUUAGUGAAUAAUUUUUUUUUUGGUUUUUAUAUAAAUUUAUAGAGAUAUUGCCCCUUUAGGUGAUGAGUGACAUGAAAAACAAAAUGUCACUGCUUUACAAAUAAAAAUUCUCAUUGAAAAAACUAAUGAUAUAUAUAGGUAUGCAAGUUCAUUUAAACUAAAUUUGGUCAAUCAUAUAUCAAUGUUGUUUGGUUGAAAAGACCAGAUUUUUUCAUGCAACUGUUUCUGAGAUAUUGCCAUUUUGGUGAAAGCUCUUGAAUUCAAUCAUGUAUUCGCCAUUUUGCUUGUCCACUUUGGGGGUAGAAACAUUGUAACAGCUUGCGCGUUAAUGAGUUAAACAUGUUAUCAAGCUUCAGAAUAUUUAAGAUAUUGUAAUAUGGCAUAGCAUUUUCUCUCAUAUGAGCAAAGAAAAUGCUUUUUAUACAUGUAUUCUGACAGGAUCUCAAUUUAUUAAGAACAGUUGUGUAUGUAUUACCCCAACUCAUUAAGCCAUAAUUAAGAUAAGGAUAUAUUAGAGUAUAAUAAAGUUGUUUAAGUAUCUUUAAAUCGGUGUAAUAUCUAAGUUUUUUUAAGAUACCUAAAUUUUUGAUUGAACAUGUUUUAUUUGAUACUUCCAGUUUAAUUUAUUGUCUAUAUAAACACCUAAAUAUUUUAUACACAAUUUUUCUUCAAUAUUGCUAAUCGUUAUAGGACGUAUUUUCUUCUUAGUAGAUGUAAUUACCAUGUAGUUAGUCUUAUUGUAGUUUAUCGAAAUUUUAUUUAUAUUACAAUACUGUAUAAUAUGAUGUAAUUCAUCAUUCAUUACUCGAUAAAAUCUGUGAGUAAAAAGAACUACUAUACGGCUCAAUUUAAUACAUGCAAAAACAAUUUAAAAGCUACAUGGAAACUUAUUGGCAAUUUAAUAAAAUGUAAAUCAAAAGGUCAGCAAUUUCCUAACCGACCCAGAAGAAACAGUCAUACUUAUACUGAUAAUAAAUGUAUUGUCAAUCAAUUUAAUUCACAUUUUAUCAAUGUUGGACCUAAAUUAGCGAAUUCAAUCGAGACUUGCCUAGAUGAUCCAUGCAUGUAUAUAGAUAAUUCUCCAGUAUCUAGUUUUGUUAUGCACCCAGUAUCUGAAUCUGAGGUGCAGUCUCUUUUUAAUUCAUUGGAUGGGAAUCGAAGCUCUACUAGUGUGCCAAACAUCUUAGUUAAAACAGCAUCCAAUAUCUCAUCACCUGUUUUUACAGUGAUAUUUAAUCAAUCUAUAUCGACAGGUAUUGUGCCAGAUAUCCUGAAAAUAGCUAGUAUCACGCCAAUCUUUAAGAGUGGAGCAGUGACGGAUCCAAAUAACUAUAGACCUAUAUCGAUCCUAUCACCCUUUGCAAAAAUAUUGGAGCGCUUAGUAUAUAAUCAAUUGCAAAGUUUUCUAACAAAGCAUAACAUAAUUUACGAUUAUCAAUUUGGAUUUAGAAAAGGGCAUUCCACAGAACAAGCAAUAUUAGAAACAACAGAUUAUUUUAAAAAGUCAAUUGAUAAGAACGAAGUAACAUGUGGACUAUUUCUAGACUUCUCUAAAGCUUUCGAUACUGUAAAUCACGAAAUUUUACUAUCCAAAUUAUAUAGAUAUGGAAUACGAGGAAUUCCAUUGCUCUGGUUUCGAGAUUAUUUAACUAAUCGCUACCAAUAUGUAAAGUUUGAUAAUGUUGAAUCUGAACAGCAAAAGAUGACAUGUGGAGUCCCUCAGGGUUCAACAUUGGGGCCUUUGCUGUUCAUAUUGUAUAUAAAUGACAUGCCUAAUUGUUCAAAGAAGCUUUCUUCGAAAUUAGUUCGAAAUUUCUUCAAUAGUUUUUAUAACACAUUUGGUAGUUUGAUUUAUAUUGUUUGUUAAAUCAUUUAAUUUAGCAUUCCAGUCGAUCUGCAUUAAAUCAUGCAAAUAAGCUUCUUUGUUAAAUUGUUUAUAGUUUCUGCAAUGUUGUUUAUUGUUGUUUUUUUGACAAGGCACAUUCACAACGCAAAACACAGGCAAAUGAUCAGAUAUAUCACAAACAGCUAUACCAGAUAAGACUUCACUAAGAGGCAUGUUAGUAUAAAUAUGGUCAAUCAAUGUUUUAGAAUGAUCCGUUAUUCUUGUAGGCUUGGUGAUGAGUGGAAUAAAAUUGUUAGCGUACAGCAUGUCCAAGUAUUUUUCUGUAAGUUGGUGAGUCACAUAUUGAAAAAAAAUCAAUAUUAAAAUCACCAGUUAAGAUUACUUGAUAUUUACAUUGAUUAAAAUAAUGUAAUAGUUUUUCAAGUUCAUCCGUAAAAUGAUUUACAUUACUUUUUGGGUGUCUGUAAAUACAGCCUAUAAUUGUAUUCUUGCCCAUAUUGUUUUUAGCCUGAAUUUCAAUCCAACAGGACUCCACAAGUUCAGAUGAAAUUUUAAUAUCAGGUCUAUGUAUGCAUUUUAACAUGUAAUUUACAUAAAUACCAGCUCCACCUGCUGCAGUUGUUGAAUCUACAUGAUAAAAAUUGUAACCUGGAAUAUCAAUAUUGUGUAUGGUGUUCACAUUCAAUUUGGUUUCUGUAAUAGCAAUAAUAUCUGGUUUUGAUGACAGAGUAUAAAUCAUAUCAUUGAGCAGAGUUAAAUUUUUAGGUAGACUUCUUAUAUUACCUUGAAGAUACAAAAAAAAAUUUGUAUGUGUAUUUGAAUAUAUAAAAAUAUUAUAAAUAAGUAUUUUAUAUUAUACCGGGUGUCCCAAAAAAAAGUACUCCUGUUUGAUUCGUGAUAACUUCUAAACAAGUAGAGCUUUUAAAGAGAAAUAACUUGCAUUAAAUAGAGGAAGGACUAACUUAGAUUUUGAUAUAUUCCAGUUGUAUUUUACUUAAAAAGUCACGGAGAUAUCAAUGUUCAAAAUCGGGAGCAUAUUUUGGGAUGUGUCUAAAAUUAGCGAAAAUUAAAAUCGGCAUAUCAAAUAUUAAUUCCAGCGUUUGUUUGCUUAAUGACAUAUCCGGCUAACUUGUAUUUCAGCGAAUUGUCGUUAGGGUUUGUAAGGGAUAUAGCGUAGAUUUAGACAUCUUACAUGUAAGUCUUAGCUCAUUGUUUCCUGAAAUAUGAACUUCGAAAUUAUGCAAGUAUUGACAAGUAUUUAAUAGGUCUUUACAAACUUAAAGGUACAUGAAAGACCGUGGAAGGCAGGCGCUUAAAUUUUUCUUAAAUAGCAUAAUUUUUUUAUGUUUUUAAUGGGUUCAAACAGACUGAGUUGAUUAUUUCUCGGUUAGAGCAGGAUGAAUAUUAUUCUUUAUUGAAAGAAGUAAUAUUGCUUUUUGCAAAUACGCAUCACCGCGUAUCAACGUUUUGUUCCAAAAAUGUUGCAUGCCUCUGGGGAGUUGCUUAAUUGUUAUGUCUUAUGGAGUUGUAUAGUUUGAUUGUGUUUCAUAUAAUUCUCAGUUUACUCUGAACUUGCCAAGAUUAAGAAAAGGCAAAAGAGUUUGGGUGUUCUUAACAAGAUUUCAGAACGUUGCAGAAGUUAGAAGAGCUUCAUAACUCCAUUGUGACAACAUGCCCUAAUUCAGAACUACGAGCGAUCGAUGACGAUCCUUCGCGAUGCAGUGGUCUGACUCAUGAAAUAAGGAAACGUAUUCGUGCUAGGAAUUAACACACGCGAAUUUCGGACGAAUAAAUCUUGCUUGUAUUUUGUACAUAUAAUAAUACUUUGUUUCAUAAUAAACAAUUUGUCAAGUGUCAUUUAUUUACUGGUAAUAGUGCAUGUUUCAGUCGGGCAAAUCUUGAUUAAUAUUUGAUACGCCGUUUUUUGCAUGUUUCAGACACAUCGAGAAAUAUGCUCCCGAUUUUAAACAUUAAUAUCUCCGUGAAUUUUAAGUGAAAUACAACUGUAAUAUAUCAAAAUCUAAGUUAAUCCUUCCUCUGUUUGAUGCAAGUUAUUUCUCUUUAAAAGCUUUACUUGUUUAGAAGUUAUUACGAAUCAAACAGGAGUACUUGUUUUUGGGACACCCGGUAUAAUUAUAAGUAUUGUAUAGUAUGCUAUAUUAUAUGUUGUACUAUAUUUUACUAUUAUAUAUAAUAUAUUAUGGAUAUUAUACUUUGCAAAUUAUGUGUAAUAAUCCAUAUUUAUAUGUUCUCUAAUUAUAUUAUGUUAUUUAUGACCUGGGAAGUGAUUGAACCCCAAAAAUACUGUCCAACCCACAAUUACCCAUUUUCGGCCCCGACACCUUCUUUGACAAAUGUCGCCAAACGUCCGGAUAACUUUGAAUUUUCAGAAAAAAUUUUUCGCAGUCAUGACAGCAGAGGAAAAAUAUUAAAAGUCAUGAAAGUACAGGCAAAUCGGAUAAUUUGUUCAGGAAUGACGGAUAAAUAUUUAUAGGGGUGCGCUCAUUGUGCGCACCCCCGGUACAAAUAGGGUUAAUAUCCGUCACCUGUGAUUGCCCUUUAGCCCCUGGUCUUGGCGAUAUAUAAUAAUUGUGAUUGUUUUAUUGUUCUUCUAAAUUAUUACAAAAUUAAAUAAGUUUUGUCUGACGUUUCGGUUUCGUAUACGAAAACCAUUUUCGAAGACUUGAACGUUUGUUCAUUUUAUCCGUUGAUGUUUAUCUUGCGUCAGCUGCACGAUUGCGUGAUUGUCUUCGCGUGCGUUGACAUUCUGCGCGCGCUCGUUCAUUUGCAAAAUGAACAAUGAAUUGGCUUUUUUUUGGAAAGCUGGCAUACGAAGAGCGAAAAGGACAGCAUUUAUGUUUGCCGCAAAAUGUCAGGCGCGUAUUAUAGUUUAAUUGCAAAUGAACGAGCCCGCGCAGAAUGUGAACGCACGCGAAGACAAUUACGCAAUCGUGCAGCUGACGCAAGAUAAACAUCAACGGAUAAAAUGAACAAACGUUCAAGUCUUCGACCAACAUGCUUUGCGGCUCUAGCAAGAUUGAUAUUUUGAGUAGCUGUACGAUUUUAGCCUGCUGCCUUGCUCGCUCGCUUAAUGCUCACUCGCUGCGGCAGCAAUAAUUGCCCCAAUGAAACAAUUAUUUAAAAAGCGGAACAAAAAGCGACUCAGUGACAAAAAACGAUACUUGCAGUGACGUCGUUUUAAUGUCAGCCUGUUAUCUCCCAUAUAAAAGCAUAAUAAUAUUUAAUAUUUAUAUUGCGUAAAUUAACAUGUUAUAGUAUAUGAUUAAAUGCGCAUAUGUAUGUGAUAACUAAACUUUUUCAUACCUGUAUCGCACUAGUGCCAUUCAACAAACGUUCGUCAUGACUGUAUUUCAAUGAAUACGACUCACUCCACCUAGUCUGUUCCUUGUUACCCAUUACCACAAUCCGUGUUAUGUGAAAUUCCUUUUGAAGAUCAAGCAAGAGGUAUUUUGUGCCAAACCCUGUACCACACCACCCGCUUGCAGUAAACCUUGCAUCCUUAUAAUUACUAGAACUUCCGCCAGAAAACACAGAGUCUGGAAACGUGGCAACGUCCUCUAGUAAUGGGUUAUCGCAUAUUUGACCUUCAGCAAAAGAUAAAGUUAUAUUCUGUACGUACUUUAUAGAGUUGAGAAGACAUAUCGCUCCUCGCAUACCUCAAUGUUAAAGAGCAUUGGAACUUUGCCUUUGAUGGGAGUUUCAGAUUUUAAAACUUGUUUAAAAAUUUAAACGUAUUAAAAAUUCAUCACGUCAAAAGUAUCAAGUCUUUUAAUAGAGUUUUAAGGGAAUGCGUAACAAUGGUCCGUACUGUUAAACUGAUGGUUUGCGGUAGUUAACAUUAAAUAGUUCGUUUGUUUGGUGUAAAAAUUAGCACAAAUGAGGUUAAUUAAAGGCUGCAUGUAUACAAUUCUGAAGCUCUCACUCUAGCUAACGUUGUAAUCCCCUGGUAUAUAAAAUUCGCUCGGCUAUUCAUAUCCGGGUAUGCGAGAACAUAGCGAAGUUCAAAAUCAUCCUUGGCUAAAAGGGAGGUCUCAUUAAAAAUUGUAUGGUGCAACAGCGCCAUUAGAUGCGCGUAUUUGUAACCUAGCAUACUUACAGGUUGCGUAUGGCAAAAUAACACGUGAAAUUGUUGUAGAAGGCUCAAGAUGGAUACAACAGGAUGUCUCAUUUGGUUGUGUGUUAUGACAUAUCAAGUCCCCGGUUCCAAUAUAUUGUCCACUACCAAUAUUUCUGGUACUAAUAUUGUUCUCGGCUGUUUCGUGAAGUCGUAAGUGCUGGCACAGUAAUUUCUGACGAUUUUUAUCCCAAUUUUCUUCAACAACUUUCCUCCAUGUUAAGCCAUCCUUUAUUUCGAUGAAACCUUUGUUUGGUGAAUCUGAUAAUCUAAUAUUAGGUCCUGAAAGAAACCAAACUGAAUAAAAACGAAAUUCUAAUAACAAAGCUGAUGAUUAAUUUAUUACCUAUAAAACUCGUAACUAACAAUACAUAUAUUUUACCCUUGAUAUAUUGAAUACUCAAAUGAGUUACUCAUCUGCUGCUCUGUUUCAUUACGCAAAAAAUAAUCUCUUGAAAUAUGUAAACAGGGAAAUGUAUUCAAGAUCACUUCACAGUUUUGAGCGUUUCACAUGUACAGUUAUGCAGUUUCACACAAUUCUAUAUACUAGAUCUAAAAAUUAAAUGUUCGGAAACAAUCAACAAUCAUAUAGAUUAUAUUUCCGAUAGGCAAAUUCCGAUAGCUCAUUAAUUAAAGAAGAAAAGACAACCUACGUGUCGGUGCUAUUAUUUGUGAUAAAAAUCAAGUUAAUUUUCAUAAUCUUUAAAACUCGGCAAUAAACUAAUAAGAUAUAGGUCUUUUUAAACGAAGUCAUUUAAAAUAAGCACUUGCAGUUCGUGUUUUAUCAUGCUCAUAUAAAGCACUCCAACUCGUAUUUUUAUACCUGUAGUUAUAGUGGUUGAGCUAAAGUUAUCCACACAAGUGUACUCUAUAUAGAUUUCUUUUGAAACAUCAGGACAAUAUUGUCGCGGUAGUAAUCUUUUGUCAAUGGUAGGUCCACAAGACCUUCUUCCAUCACAAAGUGAUUUCACUUGACAAUUGGUUAGCACGCUGCAGUAAAUGUCAGUGUUUGCAUUGACAUCCAACGUGCCAAUCUUAUUAAAAUCUCCAUAAUCAGCUCUAGUGACCGCCAUACGUUGUAUAAGAGAACAACCAACAUCUUCCAUUUUGGUGUUGUAGGCUGUCACUGAUCCUAUAAAGUAGAGUUGAUGAAGUAGCUAGGAUUGCUUUGUUUCUCUUUGGUUUCUGGAAAAUACUACUAAUCUGCCUGGAGGCGAUGUUUUAACCUGUUUUUUAGUUCAUGUGUCGGUGUUUCUGUAUGUUUGUCUGACAAAUAAAAAUGUUAAACAGAAAAUAUAUAUAGGCUAAUGGCUCUAUUACACGUACGGACAAAAUAAUCGAUUGAAUUGUGUUUCAAUGCGAAUAAAAAUUAGAUGAAAAAUUAGCAAAAGUUUGUCUUGCUUCUCCAGGCAGAGAAAACUGAAGCGCAGUUAGUCCGUUGUAUAUAUAAUUUAUACGCCUCAUGAUAUAAAAUAAACCCAAUUAAUCAGCUGGCGGAGGUAAGUUAGUUCUAUCUGUAAGCCCAGGGGCCGGUUAGUUGUAUAAAAACGUAGUUAACUUUAACUAUGAUCAGCAUUAAUCACCGUAGUUAACUUCAUUAACUAUGAUUAGUUAAAGUGCAUAUAACAUGACAUUUUUUAUUUUCUUGAAUGAAAGAACUCUUUAAGCUGUGGUGUAACUUAUUUUUCAGUUUCUUGUUUUUAUGGUUUGUUUCCGAGAUAUUUCAAUUUGUUUGAUGUGUAAAUGAGUGUGAAUAUGUUCGCUAUUUUAUGACAUCACGUUGGUUGCAAGCUCAACUUACACUGAUUAAAAAUCUAUUAACUCUACUGGACUGUACAUAUCAGUUUACGUUUUUGUCCUGUAUUUCAUCACAUUUACCAGUGAGUGAAGCUCGAAAUUAUUAUCCGGGAUGAUAACAGAGACAUUCAACCAUUUUAGGGAGCCUGCAACCAACGUGACGUCAUAAAUUAGUGGACAUAUUCGCACUCAAUUACAUAUCAAACAAAUUGAAAUAUCUCGGGAACAAAUCAUAAAAACAAGAAACUGAAAAAUAAGUUACACUACAUCUUAAAGAGUUCUUUUAUUUAAGAAAAUAAAAAAUUUCAUGUCAUAUGAACUUUAACUACACGACUUAAUAGACCUUUAUAACAAGGUUGACGUCAGCAGGCUUGUGACGUAGUGUGCGGAGGAAAUCCCGAAAGCUCAGAGUUGUUUACUUUUUUUUGAGUUUUUUAAAAGCCAUAAAAAGCCAGUAUUAUGGUAAGUUUAAAAUAAAUUUUUCUAUAUAUUGCCCAAGUGAGUUUUAAUAUUCGUCGUAGUUUAAAUUUUAUCUGCAUGUUUUUUAUAUUGGAUUGUACAUUAUUUUAUUGUCAACAUUUAGCAAAUUGUUCGCUCGGUUUGUUUGUAUAUUUCGUUGCUAAAAAGUAUAAUUUUUCUUUUUUGUUUCUCAAAUUCAUCAGUCCAAUCAUCAGCAUGCCCCCAAUCAAGCUGUAGACAGCAAUUGACAGGGUUAGUGAUCGUUUAAAGAGGUAAACAAGCGAAGUUAGACAUAAGUCUAUUACUUUUAUCCGUAUAUAGUUGAAGUGAACAUAUACAUAACAAUUAUGAUUUAAUUAGCUUUUAUCAAUCGUGUAUAACACUUUUCGGGUCUGGGUCGACAAUAUUUAAUUUUCUAUCAAGAUUUUGUCUUACUCGGGGUCGGCUAUUUUGCGAGCUGCGAGUUGCGAGCUGCGAGUUGCGAGCUGCGAGUUGCGAGUUGCGAGCUGCGAGUUGCGAGUUGCGAGUUGCGAGUCGCUAGCCUCGCUUUGAAUUAGGCUUUGAAAGUAUAUUAAUAUGGACGACAUGGAAGGCAAAGUCGAAGGGUUUUUUGUUUCAUAAAUAUAAUGACCUUCGAAGUUAAGGUCCCUGUAAGACUUCGACACAAAAGAAAAUGCUACGAUACGGACGAGAUAAAAAUCGGCCUUUACUUGUUUUUUUACUUUGUUAGAUCCAUCGAUACGUAUGUUCAAGAAUUAAAAUAACUAUAUUGAAAAUAAAAGUGCAAGUUUAUAUUUGCCGUUUCUGUGUUUAAUAAAAUCUAGUAGUUAUCCAGACCAUUUUGUGCUUUCUAAUCUUAAAAUGGUUAUUUAAUUUUAUUAGUAAGUAUGACCAGACACCGACUCAGUUUGUUUAUAUAUACUGAACGCUGGGAACCCUAUAAAACUCAAGUCCUUUUCAUCGGAAGUACAAUUUAUUUUAUACAAUUUAUACAUAUAGACAUACAUAUACAUACAUAAACUUUAUCUAAACACGGGAAAAAAUCAUCAGUAUAUCAAAACGAUUGCUAUUUACAAGUUUGUAAGUAUAAAAAUAAAUGCAAUGAAUGUUUAUUUCAAAAGCUUAAAAUUGGCGCCAAAUUGAGACAAAGCUAAAAUCACAUCCGCCAGGAUGCCAUACAGUUUUCAAUUUGAAUUUUUAGUGUAAACCACAGGUGUAAACACUUGGUUCGGUGCUUCAAAGCUAGGUUAGUGUUAACCCUGGGUUAAAAUUAAACCCGAUGUUAUUAGAAAUUAACAAUAUACUCGUAACUCGCAACUCGCAACUCGCAAGCUCGCAACUCGCAACUCGCAACUCGCAGCUCGCACUAUAGAUAAUCUCGUCUUACUCUAUAACAUGAUAAUUAAGCCGAAUACUUUCAGAUAUUUUGAACAUGUACAUUGCUUGGAAAUGUAUCGCAUAUCCCAACUAUAAAACUGUUCUGAAGCAAAUUUUAUACGUUUUAAAAUUAUGUAAAAGUUUAUACGGAAGUACGGAACCCUGUAGACAUAGUAUUUGUAAACAGCUCCGCAUUCGUUUCUGAAGAUUUAAUUUUUAAAUCUCUACACUUCAGUCGAAAUUUUAAGUUAUUUUUGGUAGCUUUUUCAAUAUACUUGCCAAUUUUGACCCGGAGAUAUGCCCUUUUCUGUCAACUAUAUCGACAAAAAUAAUAGAUUUAUCAUGCAGUCUUACGAGUCAUUGUGUACAAGAUGUACUCAGAGACAGAGUUUAACUUCACUUAUGUACCUCUUUAAACGAUCACUAAGCCUGUGUAUUGCUGUCUACAGCUUGAUUAGGGCCAUUCUGCUAGCUGCAUGAUGAUUAGACUAAUAAAUUUGAGAAACAAAAAAGAAAAAAUAUACUUUAUAGCAACAAAAUAUGCGGUAAACAAAUCUAACGAACAAUUUGCUAAAUGUUGACAGUAAAAUAAUGUACAAUCUAAUGUGGAUACAGAUAAAAUUUAAACUACGACGAAUAUGAAAACUGAUUUGGCCUAUAUAGAGAAAAAUUGACUUCAAACUUACCAUAAUACUGGUUUCUUUUGACUUUAAAAAAACUCAAAACAAGUAAACAAUGCUGAGCUUUCGGAAUUUCCUCCGCAAACUACGUCACAAGCCUGCUGACGUCAACCUUUUUAUAAAGGUCUAUUGCGUUGCACAAAACGUAGUUUGUCGGAUGAUUAACUAAUCAUGUAGUUAACUUGCGCGGGGCAUGCGUGGGGCGUUAUAAUUAAACACAAAAUCACCAUAAAGUAAGCAACGAUUAUAACGAUCGUCGACAGGUAUUGUUAACAUGAUUGUGGACUAGCAUUUUGCAAAUAGGCGGGAAUUUUUUUCAAAAGAGUGAAACAAAACCAGAAAACAAGGAAAAACACAACGAAGAAGGCCAUUUUUACUUGAGAUGUUUACGUUAAGGUUACAGAACACCUUUGAGCGUUAAUUUUGCCUAAUUUUUUUUUAUUGGUUUCCAUGAAAGCAUUGGACUAGUUCUACUAUCUGACCAAGUUUGGACGAAAAUUGUUGAAAACUCGCAGAGUUAUUUAAUAAAAUACAUUUUGCUGCAAUAAGAAAAACAUUGAAAAUGUAACGUUCAAAUUCAAUUUUCUCCGGAAGAAUUUUACGGCAAUUACUGAUUUUUAAACGAGUUGUGCUCCUGCGGGUUUUAACGAAUUGUUUUCAAAUUUUCAGAAGACAUAGGUAAAGACGUCAGUCUCAAAAUUGUGUUCGGAUUUGUUCUAAUUUUGGAUAUUUUAAUAAUAAGGAGCAAUCCACACAUCUUAAAACCAGCAGGAACAUAACUCAAAAGCGUGAAGGUACCACGACUUAAGAUUUUCCUGAAUAAUUCUUACAUUAUUUAUUGUUUGUCAAUUUAAAAUUUUAUCAUAUUUUGCAUGCUUUGGCUAACAUUUGGUGAAAAUUUGAUGAAAAUCGGACUGAUUUUGAACGCAAAGUAGCGAUUUUUCGCAAGACGCCAAAAAGGGUGUCCAGUAACCUUAAGCCAAAGUAUAACUGUUUGGCAACUAUCUAUCAUGUUUCUUCGUGUAAUGGGGCCCACGUCGUCUUCGAGAAAUCUUCCCGUGCAAAAAUAUAUUUUGUUUUCGCCGAAAAACCAAAGCGAUAGUGUUCGAAGAAUUUAUAUUGUCAGAAAACAUUCACAGGGAAGACAGCGAUAGAAAAUCCCAGGUAAGCAUUACUUUUCAUUGUUGUUUUAUUGAAAAAUUUUGUUCCCUCCUAUAGAAACGCCAUUUUUAACUACGUUUGGGAAGUUAACUUAACGAUACCCUAAAGCAUCGUUAACUUUAACUACGUUUUAACUACAGUUAACGCUAACCACUUUUUUAUAUUGAACCGAGUUAAGGUUACAGGACACCCUUUUUGGCGUUUUGCGGAAAAUCGCUACUGCGCGCUCAAUAUCAGUCCGAUUUUCAUCAAAUUUUUACCAAAUGUUCUCCAGUGCAUGUAAAAUAUGGUAAAGUUGUAAAAUUAACAAGUAAUAAAAUAAUGUAAGAAUUAUUCAGGAAAAUCUUAAAUCGCGGUACCUUUACGCAUUUGAGUUGUGCUCCUGCAACCUCGUUCCCAGGGUCUCUCCUUCUGUCAUCUGGGAGAGACCCUGGCUGCGGCUGGUCACGUGCCUCCCAGAUUCUGGGAGUUAAAUUUAAUUGUAACUGUGAGAGGGGUGGGAAAGGAGCGUGUUUGUAGCGUUUUAAAAUUGCAACUUUGGGUGAUGAAAUUUACUGUAAAUUUGCAACAAGAAAUCGUAAAGAGAACUCUUAAAUUAAUAUUUAUAUCUUGAUGUUCUACUCUAUAAUCUGGUGUCGAGUUACAAUUCAAGCAAGUUGGAUCAGAUUUCAUUAUAGACUUGCCAAAGAAAGCACGCUUGCGGCGGCUUGCCGCUUGUGCAGCGUGGCAAUAUUAAACCUACAAGAAAAUAUAUAUCUCCAGACCGAACAGUGUGGUUGUUAUUUAUUUAGUAUUAAAGUCUAUCCUGAUACUCGAACGAAAAGAAUUUAUUUAUUAAUGAGAUGUGGAAUUGCAACGAAAUAGCGAGAUCUUUUGAUUUCCGAAAUAUCGCCAACUGUAUCCAUAUUGUUGAUCUAUAUAAAGGCCUUAUCAAAAAAACUUAAAGCCCGUCAAAAGACUAUAAAAUUGGCCCUUGGCAUUACUGAAACCAACGAUCAUGGUAUAUGUCAAAGUAUAGCUGUCUGUUGAAAAUCUACGGUAUUAAAAUCAUACACCAAAGAUAAGUCAAACGACAAAUUAUAUGUCACUAUAUUAUAGAUGUCUUUCAAUGAGCACUCUUUAGUAGUGUUCACCACCUUUAUAAAUUUUGUAAACAGCUUUCGUUUUGACAUGAAUAAGCUUUAUUUUUUUCCUGUAUAUGCAUUCUUAAUAAUACAAGUGAGAUUUAAAUUUUUGCUUUGACUUUGCGAAAUAGAAUACCGUUAUUUUUUAAUGGACAGCUUGCAUCGUCUAUAUCAUAUCCAGAAUUGCUUGUGUGUAAACGCAUUAUUCACUAUAUGACACUAUCAAAUAAAUAUAAGUAGCAAAUGAUUAAUGAAUUAGAGAUAAACAGGUGAUUCACAAUGAAAACUUUAAAAAUGUUAGUAGAAGUAGAAAACUCGAAAAUUUAUGUCUAUUCGUAUGACGCCAAUCACGGUCUGUGCGCAUCUGACACUGUAAAUUUGUGAUAUAGAUUAUAGUAUGUUAACACAAUAUAAUGAUUAAUAGAGACCAAGAAAAAGGCUAAAGUCUUACUAUAAUUACCGAAUACGAAUUAUGAACUAAAUCCAGAUAAAUCAAUGACUGAAAUUUCCUCUAUGCUUAUGGACAUUUCUCUGUUCGGCUAUUAUCAAAUGUUUACAUUUGCUAAUAUUGGGCCAGUCCUAGACAAUACUGUUUCUUUUAAAAAUCUUAUAAACAAGGCGCGUAGUAACAAGUGAAUCGGUGCAAAGCGUAUCAACAUUUACAAGAAAGGACGAAUGUAAUAAACGUUUGUUACAACCGCGCUCGAGUGUGAAGAGAGCAUGCAUUGAAUAUUUAAACAACACGAGACUCGAGCACUGCGAGUAACGAUUUGCUUGGUUUCUUUGACUUGGCUGUAAGUAAGAAUGUUCUUGUAAAUUGAAAGCAAAGAAAAUAAACAAAAAUUAGCAAGUAUUUUGAACGUAAUAAUUCGCAAAAUUUAUGUUUUUAACGAAUAUCCCACUGGAAGCAUGUUGAUGUAAUUUGAUACUUUCCCCACACCCCCUCGGGCGCUAAAUUUUUGAUGAGGCACGUGACCAGCCGCAGCCAGGGUGUUUCCCAAAGAAAGAUCCUGGGUACGAGGUUGGUGCUCCUGCUGGUUUUAAGUUAUAUAUAUGAAAAUAUUAUUUUUAUACAGUAAAAUAGUUGUUCUAAAAAAUUGUGUUCGGAAUUUUUUGUUUAUUUCGUCAUUCCGCUAAUAUGGCAAUUUCUUUGACGACUGCAAUAUAUUUCUGAAUCGUUUGAGUGACUAAUUACCGUAAAAUUCUUCGGGAGAAAAUUGAAUUUGAAUAUUACAUUUUCAAUGUUUUUCGUAUUGCAGCGAAAUGUAUUUUAUUAAAUAACUGUGCGAGUUUUCAACAUUUUUCGUUCAAACUUGGUCAGAUAGUAGAACUAGUCUAAUGCUUUCAUUGAAACCAAUAAAAAAAUUUUAGGCAAAAUCAACACUCAAAGGUGUUCUGUAACCUUAACUACGUGAUUACACCCGUUUUCAAAAUUACGCGACCAAAGACGAAAAUGCUAGAGUUGACAUGUCAGUUUUAUGUCAUUCGAUCACGAAGUUCAAAUUUUGAGUUUUGCGGUUCUGUCGAUGUAUAUGCUUUGUAUGCUUCAUAUAAACAGACUUACAAUGAUUUUCAAGAUAUUUUAGUGAGAAUUAUUGUAAAAUUUAAGCACGACAAAAUCAUAAUAUCACCGUUAUAGUCUAGCGCGCGUGUUUUAUACUGACAGCUAUAUUCCAGGAUAAAUUGUUAUUUUUCAAACUUUAAAAGUCAUUCACGGCACAUAUUUAUGUUGUGAUGGUUUGUAUUGUGCUUUAGUUUGUAUAUCUAAGUUAUCUGACUCAUUUUUGUUCAGUUUUGGUAUUGAAUACGGUUUAAAAUGUCUUUAGACAGUUUGUUUACGUUUGCUAUUUUUAGCAGUUCUUGUGACAUAAAACUGACAUUUGAAGUAGGAGUAUUUUUCAGGGAGGUCGCGUAAUUUUGAAAACGGGUGUAAAGUUAACCACUGUUUAACUACAAAAGAGUGAUUAAAAAAGUGAUUAAGAGUUUUAUACAACCGGCCCCAACUCGUCUUCAUCAGUGGUAGUAAUGUUUUCUGACUUGUUAUCACGAACAGUUAAAUUUACAUUUUCGUGAUCACCGUACCCAUCCAAAUCGCAAUAGGUCUUAUAAAUAGAUAGACCUUACGGAUAAUGACAUCACAAGGUUUGAAGCCCUCGAGGGAUGCUGGUCUUAGCAGUCAUUGUCCGGGAAAAUUUCGAUAGUGGCAAUUUUGAAUUGUUUAAUUUUCCUGGGCAAUAACGACUAAGACCAGCAUUCCUCGGCAUGAAGCUUGUGACGUCUUUAUGACUAAGGUCUAUUACAGGUUGGUAAUUUGCAGGCAAACGUUGCGAAAAAUAUAAAGGGAACUUCUAAAUAUAUAGACUGCUGCUCAUUGGGAGAGAUAGAACUACCAGAAAAUACAGGCAGAACUUCGACGUUUCGAGCGAAUGCGGUUCUUUGUCGCUAUACGCUUGCACAGACUGUUCGAGAUUUCCAAACCAUAACCAAAAACAAAAUCAAUACGUACGUGCACAAUCUUUCCCUCGAUAGUUUUCUCGAUACGAAAGUACAGUAUAAAACACCCAUAAAAGAACAGGGAGAUUGAAAACAACAAGUCUGAAAUUUACGUAAUUAAUUAAAUUAAGUACCAAAAAUACAACCGAACCACUUUAAGCUAACAAAACAGAUUGUCACAUCAAAAUAUUCAUUCUUGUGUUCUAGUCGAAAUGACAUACUUAAUUAAGCUUUUUCACGCUCCCAUUUUUGGGUGGCUUUUCAGCCGAAGUCUGCGAUAUAAGUCCACAUAACAGUGACCUUUUAUAAUUUUUGAACGAAUGAUGAGAAACUUGCUUUGUACAGUACUGCUCAGAAAUAACCUAACAGAAAACACGUUAGGAACGCGUCCGGAACGCGUUCCUAAAUGCGUUCCAUUCGCGUUCCACUGUUACCGGAACGCAUCUUCGGAAUGCGUUCCGGUUACACUCGUAUCGAAACCGAACAUCGUCGGUAAUCAUCGCGAUUUUCCGAGUAUUAGUCAGCCUCACUUGCACAUUUUGCGUUCACACUAUAAAGCAUUAAACCGCGUCUUUACAUUUGCUUUCCACUAACGCGUCGCGAAUCAAAAUAACCUAUGAUGUACACAUCACGUACAUGUAUGUGCAUGCGUGGUCAAUACUUGGGACAAACUAAAACACAAUCUAGCUAAUUUCCUCUAUUCGCCAUCAGGUUUCUGAUGACCAUGUAGGAAAAGCUCGCACUUUUCACAAAACUCUAAAGGGCAUCAAAAUAAAUAAAAACAGUUUUGAAGGAAUUUUAAUGACUUUAACGGUAUUGUCUAAAAUUAUGGAAAUUGUUCAUAGUUGUCAACUGUCAAAACCUAUAGUAGCUCAUGCUUCAUUCGGUGUCGGGAUUUUACGAUGCGAGAACGCUGUUUUUAGCCAAAGUGGGGAACGCGUUUCCAAGUUUCCUCUGGAACGCGUUCCAACCGCGUUCCGACCGCGUUCCAACCGCGUUCCGACCGCGUUCCAACCGCCUUCCAACCGCGUUCCGACCGCCUUCCAACCGCGUUCCAACAGCGUUCCGACCGCGUUUGCAACGCGUUCGGAACGCGAACGCAGUGUUAGGUUAUUUCUGAGCAGUACUGUAAAUGGUUAAUUUAUUUUGAAAAAUCGCUUUCCACUUUGUUUUAAAUUGUCUGAAUUGGUUAACGAGAAUUAGAUGCUACUCAAAAAUGGCGGAUAUUAAUCAUCGUGAGAAAGGCUAAUGUAAUGCUUAUAACCAGGAAAUAACGACAGAAUGGCCAUGCAUAAUCGCCUUCAAUUUCUAACAAAGAAUAAAAUGUAAAAAAAAUAUUUAACUCAGUACUAUAACAACCCAAAAUCUCCGCCACUGUUUGCCGACAUCGUCCAGCAAUAAAUCGGUGAUUUUGGAAUCGUUUUGGUAGCAUAUUAAUAUUAGGGAAGGAGGCGAUUAUGGGAAGACCUUCGGCUACGCCUCUGUGACGCCUGCGGCUUUCCCAGUAAUUUAUUCCCCCUCCCAUCACAUAUGCUACAUAACGGGGGAAGGUACCUUUCGAUAGCCGGCGAUAGUCCGGGUAUGGUCCAGUGACAGGUCAGAAUCAUGAAGGAGAGGGAACAAAUAAUGGGCAGUGACAGUGUUCCGAAACCCUCAGGUGUGUGUGGUACAUUGCGUAGUGACAGUUCAGAGUAGUGGAGCGGAGCAAAAGCAAAAAAAAAAGGCACGGUACCCAUAGCAUCCUGUGGAUAUGAUACAAUUUGGUGAUCCGUCUAUGGUUCCGGCCAUGGUGCAGUUCGGGUCAAAAUUGCGGAGCAGAGAGAAAAACAGCCAAAAUGGUGAAUGUGACUGUUCCUAAUACGCAUGGGGCUUUUAGUGGGAUGGUUUGUAAGGGAAUCCCUUUCAAUGCUCGUCGAUGUUCCAGGUCAGGAAUCAUUGUCAGUACCUAGUAGUGGAGCUGGGAGAAAACCAACAAAAUCUGUGUGCGUGAACACCCUGGUCAGUAUCGUACCAUUUGCUGACUCGUCGAUGGUCCAGGCUAUGGUCCAUGUCCAGUGAGGUAGCAAAGGAAGUGGACGGGGCAAGACAGGGCUCUCCAAAAAAGUGCUGAAGGAUUCUCGUUGUGAAAUCUGAAAUCACAGGAGGCCCAGGCUCGAUUUGCCCGCGCCCGCCUGCGCCUUCCUUAUAACGAGGGAAGGAAGGAAACAUUGAGACCAAAAUAGCCCAGACUUGGCAUAUGUCACACGAAACUAUCCUCGAUUUUUCGCCUUUAAUGCAUUUCUUUCACGAUUAAUCGAUAUCCCCUGCAAGAAUGACACCGUAUAACUCUCAAAACAACGAUACUUUAAUCAAAGAGCUUAAAUUCGCUCUGAAAUCCGUGAGGGAAUAACAAAAUUCGGCCAAAAUAUAUCCGCGUGCCGGGUUUGCUGGACAAAAAGCGGAAGUUGUUGAACAACUCAAAAUACACUCAACCCUAAUUGGACAACGAAAAUCAACAAACAUUUCAAAUUUUUCUCCACUGGGAGGGGAUAGUACUUGGAACAAUACUGUAAUAAUUUGAUUAUUUGAAUCAAAACAAUUCACAAACGUUAUAAAGUCUACUACAAGUCGAUUAUAUGUGUUACUGUAAAUAUAACUGUAAAUAUAACUAUAAUUUACCCUGAAAUAUCUUGUCAAAUAGGGUAAAUUACUGUCCGUAUUUACUGACUAAACUUCUUAAAUUUAAAUAAUUAGAUUUGCACUGGUUAUCCCCCGACAAAUUUGUUAAAUGUUUUGAUUCAAAUUUAUAUUACAUUACUGACUACUGAAAAUUUGAAAUGUUUGUUGAUUUUCGUUGUCCAAUCAGGGUUGAGUGUAUUUUUUUUUAUUAUUUAAACAUAUUUUAAAACGGUAACCCUUCAGGGCUCAAUAAUACACCUGCUUUUCAAGGGGCCGUUUACAUGCAUCACACUAAUAAAAUUUUCAGAUAUAAUAUUACACACAUAUUAAAGCUUAGAUAAAAAUAUUUACAAACAAGUAUAUGUAUAGUACUGAAAUCAAGUACCGUCAAGAAUACAUUUAAAUUUGUUUAAGCCAAUGCCUUUUUCUUUAGCUGCAGUGGGCAAGCUGUUCCAAAAUGAUGCAGCAGAGUAACUAAAGCUCUUUUUCAUAAAGUUUGUUUCCGGCUUUUCAAGCGUAUAGUUGUUAUCAUUACUUCGCAAGUUAUACCUAUCAUUAUUUGCAAUUUUGAACAUGUUUGUUAAAGACGAUGGCAGUGCGUCAUUUCUUAGUUUAUGCAAGAAGCUCGUCUUAUUGUUUUUGUAUCGAUUUUUAAGUGGUUGCCAGUUUAACUCUUUUAAAACGUUCUCAGAACUUACAUCGUAUGUGCUACCAGUGAUAAUUCUCGCUGCUCUAUUUUGUAAUUUUCGAAGUUUAUCAAUUAGAUAUUCACAACAGUUGCCCCAUACCAAGCUACAAUAAUCAAAGUGUGACAACACAAUGGCAUUGUAGAUUUUCAAUAAUGUUGAUUUGGGAACAAACUGUUUCAUUCUUCGCAUCAUCCCUAUUUCUUUUGAAACUUUCGUUACAUUAUUUUGAAUUUGGUCGACCCAUGAAAGACGCUCGUCAAUAAUGACUCCUAAAGUUUUUUGAUUUACGAACACAUUUAAUUUCUGACUCACCGAGUUCAAUUUUUGGAUCCCCUAUUUUAUUUGAUAUACGUUGUCGUGAGCCGAUAAUCAUAUAUUCAGUUUUUUGUUUGUUGAGUGUAAGUUUGUCUGCAAGUAGCCAUUGAUGCACAUUUUCUAAGUCUGUGUUUAAGCGUUCUUGUAUUUCAUUGCCAGUAUCACCGUGAGUUGAAAUGUUUGUGUCAUCAGCAAACAUGCUUGCUGAAGACAGACUCAGACAAUUUGGUAGGUCAUUUAUAUAAAGCAAGAACAGCAGUGGGCCUAGAUUUGAACCUUGAGGUAUGCCACAUUUAACAGUCCUUGCCUCAGACAUUGCUUGGUUGACCUUGCAGAUUUGAGUCCUAUUUGUAAGAUAAGAUCGAAACCAUGCAAGUGUAUGUCCUCUUAUUCCAUGGAUAUGCAUUUUCUUAGUUAAUAUAUGGUGGUCAACGCAGUCAAAGGCUUUUUUGAGAUCCAGAAAAAUAACACCGUUCAAACAACCCUUGUCCAUAUUAAUUAACCAUUGGUUUGUAAUGUUAAGUAGGGAGGUUUGUGUGGAAUUAUUUUUUCUGAAUCCUGCUUGCUGUUCCGUAAGUAUGCCGUUAGAUUCCAGAUACGUUUCAAGCUGUUCGGUGAUUAAUUUCUCAAAUAUUUUAGAAACUGAUGAUAGAACAGAGAUUGGGCGAUAAUUAUCGCAAUUUGUUUUACUUCCAGAUUUAUGAAUGGGUGAAAUGAUUGCAGUUUUAAAGUCAUCAGGAAAUACACCCCCAUGUAUAGAUGCAUUAAAUAUGGCUGUUAAAUUAAUGUGGGUGCUAUAACUUCAGCCGCAUCUUUCAGAAGUUUGCCGGAUAUUCUAUCAUGGCCUGCUGACUUGGAUGUUUUUAUCGUCGAAAGUAAUUUAAAUACUUUUGUUAAGGAGACGUUUUGAAUAUUAAACCGUGCGUUGGACGAGGUUAAGUAAGACUCGGCCGUCUUGGAACUUGGUGGAAUGUCUUUUGCUAGGUUUGAUGCUACCUCAUUGAAAUGCGCGUUUAAGCUAUUUGCGAUCUCCUCUGGUUUUGUCACAUUUUGAUUGUCAUGUUGGAUUUCGGAUAUUAAAGUUGUUUUUGACUUUUUCCUGUAAGUUUAUUAAUCGUUUUUCACAUUUCUUUGGGAUUGUUUUCGCAUCCAUUCAAAGUGUUCCUAAAAUAAGUCGAUUUUGUAUUUUUAAUUAAUUUGUUUAGAUCGUUACGUGUUCGCUUAUAGGCAUCAUGAAACUGUUUCGAUCCUGUUUUAACUGUUUUUUUCAAAAAAUCUCUUUGUUUCAUAACUUCCCUAAUAUUAUUUGUGAUCCAUGGAGCAUACUCACUUCUAACCUUUUUGGUAGUCUCGGGAGCGUGAAAAUCGGCGAUUGAUAAAAAUGUUGUUUUCCAUUUUUUCCACAUUAUAAGCAUAGUAUCCCAAAAUAUUCCGUUGUGUAAAUAGAUGAAAAUAUCUGAAUUAAAGUUGUUCACGCUGUAAUGCUUGAAUUGUCUUGUUUUAAUAACUUUUAGGUCAUUACGAAGAAUAGAAAUUUAUUUUUGAAUAUAAAUUAAACUAUGGUCACUAAUUCCCAGAUGGAUUUGGAUAAUUCUUGAACCAUUUAUUAAUUCCGGUUUAUUCGUGAAUGCUAAGUCUAUUAACGUUUUCGUUGUGGACGUAAUUCGUGUCGGUUCAUUAAUCAAUUGCUCAAAUUGAAAAGUUCCUGCAAGUUCGGCAAGUUUGUUUGUCUGGGCAUUAGCUUCAUUGUUAAUUAAUUAGGCGAGACCAAUCGCAAUUGAAGUCCCCAAUCAAAAUAACUUCUUUAUUUUCGGAUUCCAUUUUAGUAAUUAAAUCUUCAUACUUGUUAAACAAUUCUAGUGGUGUAUCAGGUGGUCUAUACCAACAAUUUAUUAAAAAGGGUUUAGAUUUUGGUUUAGAGAUUUCGAUUGUGAUUGUCUCAAGGUUUUCGUCAAAUAGAUCGUCUCUUAUUAUGUAGUUUAUUGAAUUUCGUAUGUUUAUUGAAUUUCCAUGCCGGUUUCUGUCUUUUCUAAUAACUUCAUAGCCAUUUAACUUUAUCUCGUGAUUUGGAACAGACAGAUCUAGCAUUGUUUCAUUUAGGCUAAUUAUGUCAAAUUGUUGUCUGUUAAGUAUAUUUUUAAUUCAUCGAUAUGCUUGAUUAAACUUCUUACGUUUAAGUGGGCAAUUUUAAAACCUCUUGUUUUCGGAUAGUCGGCAUAAUUUGCAUUUGUAUUACGAUAUGUAUUAUUGACGGUAACUUGAUUUCAAUCAAACACUUGGUUUUUUAAAAAUGGUUUUACGUUUCCUGCAAGGGUAGAUGUCCCUCUUUGGUUUAGAUGUAGUCCAUAAUUAUUGAGAUGAAUUUUAGUUAUAUUAUCAUGUUUAAUAAGACCCCAGUUAUGCUCAGUACAUAGUUCAUCUAGUUUCUUAUUAAAAACAUUUACCUUGUCGGCAAGAUUCGCAUUAUCAUUUCUAGUUAUAACUUCCGAGAGUGUAAGUUCAGUUCCCUUUCCUUCUUGAGUAAUUGUUUCUCCGAGUAUGCUUAUCGCCGUUAUUAAUAUGUAACUUGUGAUUUGGUUUGAAGGUCGUUCGUACCUACGUGUAAGACAACAUGGUUUGGUUUUUUCUGAAUUGUUGGUCUAACGUAAUGUAUCAUCUCGUCUACACCGGCCCCAGGAAAAGUUUUAAUCGUGACUUUAUGGUCCAAUCCGUGUUGAAUUUUCCUUGGAUUCAAGUGUUUUAACAUGGAUUCACCCAGAAUGGCAACAGUAGGGCGGUUGUGCUUCGUGUUCUUAGGUAUAUUUGCUUCUUUGACUUUCUGUGAAUCUUUUUUACAGUGUCGGUUUCUUUCGUGUCGUUGGUCUUGUUUUGGGACUUGUGUCGCGGUAAUUCGUCGCUACGGUUAUCAGACACAUUAUUGCUGUCUGAUUCACUAUCGUCUACGUCCGAUAUACUUAAAGCAGUAUACUGAUUCUUUUGUUGCACGGAUUCUUUUGCUUUGACAUUUUUUGUACCAACAAGAUUAUGGGCUGACGUAUUUCGUCCCUCCGUGGUCUUUUUGCGGCUGUUGACAACAUUCCGUGAAGCCUGUUGUUGUUCUUGAUCGUUUUGAAUAAUUUUAAUGACCGUAACUAAACUAUUCUUUUCGUUUUCCAAGUCCUUAACUUUUAAAUUCAUAUAAAUUAAUAUAAUUAUUAAUAAUAAUUAUUAUUAUUAUUAUUAUUAUUAAUUAUUCAUUUUAAUUUAAUAUAUAUAUUUUUAUUUAUAAUUCAUAUUCGGACAUAACGCAUUUAUAGCUGUUGAUUUGCUCUUUAAGUGAAUCGUUUUCUUUUUUAAUCUGGCAUUGUCUUUCGUGAGAUGUUUAUUAACAGCCGAUGACUGAUCGUUCACAGAUGAUUUAUUCAUGGCUUCGUUCUUUCCCUUAUCAUUUUCUCAUUAUAUAACUCUAUUUUUGUCUCAUGUAUUUCGCUCUCGAGGUUGUUGAUCUUUUGUCCCAAUCUCUUCUCAAGUUUUUGCACAGUGUCAAGCAAAACUUCGAACUUGUCGUUUCCGUUUUGAGUUGUUCAACGAAUUCCGCUUUUUGUCCAGCAAAUCCGGCACGCGAGUAUAUUUUGGCCGAAUUUUGUUAUUCCCUCACGGAUUUCAGAGCGAAUUUAAGCUCUUUGAUUAAAGUAUCGUUGUUUUGGGAGUUAUACGGUAUCAUUCUUGCAGGGGAUAUCGAUUAAUCGUGAAAGAAAUGCAUUAAAGGCGAAAAAUCGAGGAUAGUUUCGUGUGACAUAUGCCAAGUCUGGGCUAUUUUGGUCUCAAUGUUUCCUUCCUUCCCUCGUUAUAAGGAAGGCACAGGCGGGCGCGGGAAAAUCGAGCCUCGGCCUCCUGUGCUGAAAUCUGGACAGAAAUUAG